GAACGUCUCGUCCUUUUCCGGUGUGGCGUUGGCAGGAGGGACGGCGUAGGUAAUAUUUUUCGUCUUUCAUUCUCUUCAUGAUACAGUCUCAUCGGCUCCGAGACGGCCGCGUUGGCUUUCUAUUGGGACGGGCGUGGCGCGCCGUUCAGUCGGCGUCGUUUUCGCGACGUCGCGACACGCGAUCGCCGAGAUAUCUCUGCGAGACGACGACGCCCCGUCGGUCCGUCUGUUCCAUUGUCCAUCGUCCCGCUCGAUACGCCCGAUGGAAAGCCAGCCUGUCGCGCGCUCCGUUCUUGGCAUCUUCAUCUGCGCAUUUUGCAUGGCGACGUCGGCCAGCCUUGCGUCCCAGUUGCGUUCCAUUCGGCCGACGGUUGGUGUGGACUCCUGCCUCCUUUUUCACGAGAAAUGUGUGCUAGAGUUAAGCGCGAGUUCCUGAGCCCUCGAAAAAUUUCCCGUUUCACGUUGUAUGGUAUGUACAGACUCGACUUUUUAACGCGCGCGCGAGCGAACUGUGUUCGCCUUCUCGCCUCCGUGUCGAUCACGCAAAGUUCCUUACGCCGCUCCGUUAAGUUUCUCUCGAAUGUUUCGCGAUUUGGCUAGCGAUUGUAAUUUCGUCAUCGUCAUUAGCGAUUAUUGCGCGAUUUUCCCCUUUUCGGCAUACCGGAUUUUCCUCGUUUUCGCGGAAAAAAAAAAGUUCAAUAAAAUCGUCUUAUGCGCAUCGCGACGAAUUUUCUGAAAUCGUUAUCGCCAUGAUGCUUUCCGAGAAGUCUACGUGUUACGUAAUUUUUCCUUUGUUCGAAGCUACCGUUUCAAUCGUUCUCGAAUGUCGAAACCGUUUCUCCGCUAGAAAAAGGCGAGAAUUUUCGCAAAAGGGGUUUCUCUAAAAAAUUACAGCAUUUUCGCGAGCUAUCGCCCACGCCAUUUUCAGCGAUAGCUGCUGGCAAUCGCGUAAAGUAGAGCGCAAGGAAUUUAAUCGGGAGGGGAAAAAGGCAACGCGACGCCGCGCAUUCUGGGUAAAAUCGUUGACCGCAUACAAAAUGGCCGUCCGACGGGCGACGUUCGAUUUCCGUUUUUACGACUCUCGUCCGACGUCCUUGUCGUUCGAUCUCGUCGCGAAACGCUCGGAUCCGCGCGAGAAAAAUCGCGUAGCGAAUUUUACUGGGUCCCGUUUCGCUCAUCGCGAAAUCUCGCAUCGCGUAAAUUUCUCGUAUGAGAUAUUCAUGUGAGAAAUUUUACGUUUCCAUUUAAUAGACGCUUUUCCGGUGUGCGCGCGCGCUCGCACACGACACGACGCACACAGAGCAGUCACGCGAUGCGCGCGUCCUCACGUCUUCCCUCUCCAUUGUUGCCUCGUCCAAUCGCCGCGGACGCUUCGCGUCUUGUCGGCGCGACAUUGGCCGAGCGGCUGGUAGGGGGAAGAGGACGAGGAAGAUGGCGCGCGCGUUGCAUGACGGGAACGGCGGCUUGGUGGGGAGGGCGAAGAAGCAAGUCGGGUUCACAAAAUGGCGGUCUACCUCUCGGGUCCGUGACCAUAUAGCGCGCGAUAGUACGAUAGUUUCCGAUGAUGUCGGGGCUCGCGUUGCCGAACGCGGCCUGAUAUCGCGCGCGCGUGUACGCGUGACAGUGGUGCGAUCGGGGAUAGGGAGAAUUUCGCGCGGCGCGCGUCGGUGAUUAACGUUGGUGGGUCGACGGUGCGACGCGUAGACGGAGCCAUGCAGAAAACGUUAGAAUCCGAAUCCGGUAAGGAAUCCGGGUCGGAUUCUGAGAAUGAAAGCAAAAGCGAUAGCUCUUCUUCCGGCAGUAACAGUGGUUCAGGCUCGGGAUCUGAAAGCAGCGACUCUAGCUCCUCGAGCGGUUCCGGUUCCGGAUCAGGAUCCGACUCGGAAAAGUCGGAAAAAUCGGAUGCACCUGCUGCACAAAGCGAUAGCUUCCAGAGCAAAGGCUCGAAUCACAGCACCGAAGCAAAGCUUAGAGUUAAACAUGAGUCUAGUCGCGAAUGGGACGAGAAUCCUGACAUAUACGGCAUUAGGAGGUCCGGGCGUUCCAGGAAAGAGCCCGACAGGCUCGCGACAAAUCGUGAGAGCGACAGUGACGGUCGCAAGAAAUUUAAGAAGAAAGGUUCACAUAAUUCAUGGAAUUCGGAGAGUUCAGAUUCAGAAUCUGAUGAAACUGAGAAUCGUAGACCUCCACCUAGCAAGUCCCUGAAUCGACGCGCAGCGCAAAAAGCUAAGGAGAAAGCCAGAAUACGAAAAAAGCGUAUCUCUGAAUCUUCUGACAAUUCUUCCUUUGACAGCGAUGAUAAUAGAAGGCAAGUUAGUAGACGGACGGGCACAGCAGUUAGUUAUAAAGAGGAAAGCGAAGAAGGUACCGAUAGCGAGGAUUUGGUUGAAGUUGACGAAUCGAAUGCUGCGUCAACAGAGCCUGAUAAUGCGGAAACUAUUGAAACAAUUUUGGCACAGAGGACGGGUAAAAAAGGAGUUACCGGCAAUGUGACGACAAUUUAUGCUGUCGAAGAAAAUGGCGAUCCUAAUCCAAAAGAUCUAAGUAACGUAGAAACAGAAAUACAAUAUUUGAUUAAAUGGAAAGGCUGGUCUCACAUACACAACACGUGGGAAUCAGAGGAAUCUUUAAAAGCACAAAAAGUAAAAGGAUUAAAGAAAUUAGACAAUUUUAUCAAACGUGAAAACAGAAUUCAGCAGAUUAGAGAACAGGCUGAACCAGAAGAAUUAGAUUAUUUAGAAUGCCAAUUGGAACUUAAACAAGAUCUUAUGAAAAGUUAUUACAACGUUGAGAGGAUUAUUGCUGACUACAAGAAACCAGAUUCAGAACAUCCUGAUUAUUAUUGUAAAUGGGAAAAUUUAUCAUAUGCCGAGGCUACAUGGGAAGAUGGAACUUUAAUAGUGAAAAGAUGGCCAGAGAAAAUUAAGGAAUUUCGUGACAGAGAGGAUUCCAAAAGAACACCGAGUAAACAUUGCAAAGUUCUUAAAUCUAGACCUAAAUUUUAUCAGCUGAAUGAACAACCUACAUAUAUGGGCAAGGAAAAAGAUUUAGUAUUAAGAGAUUAUCAAAUGGAUGGACUUAACUGGAUGAUACACUCUUGGUGCAAGGAAAAUAGUGUUAUAUUAGCCGAUGAAAUGGGUCUUGGUAAAACAAUCCAAACAAUAUGCUUCCUUUACUAUUUAUUUCAUACGCAACAACUUCAUGGGCCAUUUUUACUAGUAGUUCCUUUGUCGACAAUGACUUCCUGGCAAAGAGAAAUGUUUCAGUGGGCACCUGACAUUAAUUUCGUCACCUAUUUAGGCGAUGUCAAUUCUCGUAAUAUUAUUAGGGAAUAUGAAUGGUGCUAUCGCGGUUCAAAAAGACUAAAGUUUAACAUUAUACUUACGACAUAUGAAAUUGUACUUAAGGACAAAGCAUUAUUGGGUGCCUUAAGUUGGGCGGUAUUAUUAGUAGAUGAAGCUCAUCGAUUAAAGAAUGACGAUUCCUUAUUAUACAAAGCACUUACCGAAUUUCAUACUAAUCAUCGUUUAUUGAUUACUGGUACUCCGUUACAGAACAGCUUGAAGGAGCUGUGGGCCUUAUUACAUUUCAUUAUGCCUACAAAAUUUACUUCUUGGGAAGAAUUUGAGAAACAACACGACAAUGCUGCACAAAAGGGAUACUCCAAACUGCAUAAGCAAUUGGAGCCAUUUAUUUUGCGUCGAGUUAAAAAAGAUGUCGAGAAAUCUUUGCCUGCUAAAGUUGAACAGAUUUUACGAGUAGAAAUGACAUCCUUACAAAAACAAUAUUAUAAAUGGAUAUUAACCAAAAAUUAUGAAGCGUUGCGAAAAGGCGUGAAAGGAUCUACUACGACAUUUUUGAAUAUUGUUGUCGAAUUAAAAAAGUGUUGCAAUCACGCUUAUCUCACGAAACCGAUGGAAGGCGAAAGGGAAAAGACUAAUGAAAAUUACUUACAGCAAUUAAUACGUGGUUCUGGCAAAUUAGUGCUUCUGGAUAAAUUACUAGUGAGAUUGCGUGAUACAGGACACAGAGUACUGAUAUUCAGUCAGAUGGUCAAAAUGUUGGAUAUUCUUGGUGAAUAUCUGCAACGAAGACAUUUUCCAUUCCAAAGAUUAGACGGAAGCAUAAAAGGUGAACUACGAAAACAAGCAUUAGAUCAUUUUAACGCCGAGGGAUCCCAGGAUUUUUGUUUUCUAUUGUCGACGCGAGCCGGUGGUCUCGGCAUUAAUCUUGCUACCGCGGACACUGUGAUAAUUUUCGAUUCUGACUGGAAUCCGCAAAAUGAUUUACAAGCACAAGCAAGAGCACAUCGAAUAGGACAAAAGAAUAAGGUAAACAUUUACCGAUUAGUUACCAAAGGAUCGGUCGAGGAAGAAAUCGUCGAGCGUGCAAAGCAAAAAAUGGUCUUGGACCAUUUAGUGAUACAGCGAAUGGAUACAACCGGAAGAACAGUAUUAGAUAAAAAGAACGCGGGGACCAAUAGUAAUCCGUUUAAUAAAGAAGAUUUGACUGCUAUUUUAAAAUUUGGUGCCGAGGAUUUGUUUAAAGACGAAGAAGACGGAGAUGAAGAACCAGCUUGUGAUAUCGAUGAGAUAUUAAGAAGAGCUGAAACGAGAGACGAAGGGCCGGCAACAGUUGGCGAUGAAUUGUUGUCUGCCUUUAAAGUCGCCAGUUUUAAAACAGCAUUUGAAGAGGAUUUGGAACCCAUUAAUCAGCCAAAUGAAAAUGACGAUGAAAGUAAAGAUUGGGCUGAAAUUAUUCCGGAGAAUUUUAGAAGGAAAGUGGAAGAGGAAGAAAAGUCAAAGGAAAUGGAGGAUCUUUAUCUACCACCGAGGAGUCGAAAAACUCUUCAACAACUCAAUCAAAGCGAAGGGAAAAGUAAAAAGCGGAAAAAAGUACAAGAUGACAGUGAGGAUGGCGAAGAAUCGGGUAGCGAGGCAGAAGGAAGCGAUGAUGACAGACCUAAGAAGAGAGGUAGACCGAGACUGCCACGUGAGAUUAUCAAAAGCUUUACUGAUGUUGAGAUACGACGAUUUAUCAAGAGUUAUAAAAAAUUCCCGGCGCCUUUGAAACGAUUAGAUGACAUUGCAGCUGAUGCUGACCUACAAGAGAAACCAAUGUCAGAAUUACGUUUCUUGGGCGAACUAUUGAUGUCUAGAUGCGAUGCGUGUUUAAUAGAAUUCGAAAAUACUGCAAAAGAGAAUAAGAGUUGCGAGGAAGAAGGCAAGGGGCCGGGUCGGAAAAGAGGACGAGGACCCACUUUUAAAAUAGGAAACGUUAUGGUAAACGCAAAAUCUUUCUCGGCCGCAGUUAAAGAACUCGAACCUUUGGAACAAGCUCUACCGUCCGAUCCCGAGCAACGUGCUAAUUGGCAUUUCGACUUUAAAUUAAAACCGGCGAAUUUUGAAUGUGAUUGGACUUCCGAAGAUGAUGCUAGAUUAUUAAAGGGCAUAUAUCAACACGGUAUGGGUUCAUGGGAGGCGAUAAAAACAGAUGCCAGUUUGGAACUUGGGGAUAAAAUUUUUCCUAAUGGCAAUAAAGCACAGCUCAAACGAGUGCAUGCACGCGCAGAAUAUCUUUUGAAGAUUUUGAAGAAACAAAUUGAUCUUAAGUUAGGAGUGGCGCGAAUGAGAAAGCCAAGAAAGCCCAAGGAGAUGAAAGCAGCAAUUACCAAAGAGAUUGUAGAAGAUAAUGAUAGUUCUGGCGACGAAAAUAAGAAAUCAAAAUCCAGAAUUGACAAGUCUGCGGUUAAAAAAGAAGAAGAUCUUGUUAUAAAGAAGGAAAUUAAGGAAGAAAUUGAUGAUCUACCUGAUGAAAAGAAAAAGGAUAAGAAGGCCAAAAAAGAUAAAAAAGAUAACAAAAAGGUGAAAAAGAAUAAACAAAGUGCAGGUCCAAUGCACUUUACUGCAAAUAACGAACCAAGAGCUGUCGACGUAAUCGGCGAAUUAGAUCCACCAAUAUUCGAUGAGUGUAAAGAGAAGAUGAGGCCAGUAAAGAAAGCGUUAAAAGCCCUAGAUACUCCAGAUAUGUCCCUGAGCGAGGAAGAGCGAGUUGCUCGCGCGCGUCGAUGUCUUUUUCAAAUCGGAAACCAUAUCAACACGUGUCUGGCGGAAUAUAAAACCGCCGAACAAGUUAGCGAAUGGAAAGGCAAUCUUUGGUACUUCGCUUCCAAAUUUACAAACUUCAAAGCAAAGAAACUUUAUAGGAUGUAUAAAAAUCUGGUAAAACAAGGUGGCGACAGCAACGGCGGUGCCACAUCUAGUCCCGACAAAAAAGAAGACGGUUCUAGUACUGCAAAGCAGAAACACAAUGAAAAGUCAUCUCACGAGAAACACUUUGAUAAGCAACAAGCUGAUAGCAGUAAUAAAGACAGCAGAAUAACAAAACGUAAAGUUGAUGAUAUCGAAGAGAACUCUAAUAGCAGUUCACAAAGUAAGAAACAUCUUUCGUCUAUUUCUGCUCUCAGUAGCAAUAUCAGCAGCACGUCCACAGUUACUAUCGGUGCUAUCACGAUUACGCCUAUAACAUCAACAGCAAAUUCUACAUCGAAUACUACUAAUAGCGCAGACAUAUCGCGACAUAAAGAACAGAAAGAAUCGAAACAUAAAGAUAUGAAAAGAGAUAGAGAUCGUGACAGAGAUAGAGAUAGGGGGCACGACAGAGGUGAUAGAUUAAGUUUAAGCAAAGACGACAGAAUUAGGAGAGACGGGUACAAUAUGGGGCAUUAUAGUGGUAGAGAAGAUGAUCAUUGGUUACCUAGAGAUGGAAGAGAUAUAAGAGAUGGCAGGUAUGGAUUCGAUCAUAAACGUGAUCGCUUCGAGCCUUAUAGUCGAAUGUCCAGUGGUUAUCACAGAGACAGAGAUAGAGAUCGAGAUCGUGGUAUCCACAUGAACGAUAAAAGAAGUGAUUACAGUUACCGAUACUCUGGACCACCGGGUUAUGGAUAUGGACCAGGUGGUUAUGGUAGUAGCGGUGGUGGUGGUGGUGGUGGUGGUGGUUAUCCUCCCACGGAUAUUCCAUCGAGUCAUUUUAGAAGUCGUGCUUACGCAGGAGAUGGCUACUCUGAUUGGCGGCCGAACAAAGAUUAUAGACGGGAUUACGAUAGAAGACCACCGCCGCCAAACGCCAACUCCUAGUGCUUCUUUCUUCCUCGGUUGUGACACGGUUAUCGGAACCGUUUUGUGUAUAAUUUUUCUGUGCGUAAGAGCGUUUGUGACGACACUGUCUCUCUCAUAUUUCUACAUGGGAGAAGUACUGAAUAUACGGUGCACGAUGUUUCUGUGAACAUGCACCAUACUUGUAUCUAUAUGUAUAAAAGAAUUAAUUCUUCGAUGUUCAUUAUAUGCGAAAUAAUAAUGAUAUCGAAGAUGUAUCUAAAAUGUGCAUCAUACUCCCUAUUAGAAACUACUUUUACAGAUAUUCAGAAAGAAAAGGAAAGGAAAGAAAAUUGAAUUAUUGCUCUUGCAAUUAUUAAAUAAUUUAAUUCUUAUGGAAAAGCGGUAAAUUGACAACUGCGUUACCGUGUCUUGUAUGCAAGAACAUAAAAAAGGAAAUUUUUAUAUAUUGAAACGUAUAUUGGAAAUCUUCAAGGAAUGUUGAUAAGUAUGAGCAGUGUAAAUUUGCUUCUUUUUAAGUACGUAGGGAUUGUAAUCUGUAUAAUUUCUUUGAAUUUUCAUUGCCAUGUGCUAAAAUUUAAAUUAUAAAAUUAUUUAAAAUAAACUUUCCGAAUCUAUCGUGAUACACGAAAAUCACUUAAAUUAUACUGGAAUACAAUCCUGAAGUAUGAUUGUACUUUUUAUAAUUUUUUUUAUUAAUAAACUUAUUCUUUCUCGCAUAUUCGAUUUUUUAUCGUGCAAUUGUGAGAAAAAUUAACAUUGUUGGAAUCACGAAUAUAUAUACAUUUUUUUUUCUACUAUCGUACAUAGUUGUAGAUGCGGUCCAGUUGACAGUUUGGAAUACUUUUUGCUCUCGCUAUUAUUACUAACAUUAUCAACAUAUGCAUAAUUUAAUUAGUAUUUUCAAAGAUCUUAACGGUUUAGAACUUGCACGUUGUAGAAUAUUAUCUAUAAUACUAAAUUACACUGUAAACUGCUCAAACAUCGUUAGCGUCAAUUGCUCCGCAUCUCUUACCGUACCUUUUAUUAUGUAAAAUAAAUAAACUGCUUCCGUGCUACGCGCAUAUAUUUUGCAUUUUCAAUCAUACUAAUAUGUAUAUUCAGUUUAGAAACAUAGCUCGUCCACAUAAUCGCCUUCAGGGAUGAUACCUGAAUUCAAUAGUCUCGUCUGAUUACAGAGGAGAUUAAUAUAUUAGCCGGUUCUAUCCUUACAAAAUCUAAUUCGAUAGACUUACAGUAAACAUGAAUGGACAUGAUGUUGCGUUGUAACACAUAUACAAAAUAAUUGCGUUUUGUAAUUCACUGGUAGUACAGAAAAUCUAUAGUUCAUGUUACGUAUACUAUAGACUUUUUUAAUACUAGUAAUGAAUUCGGAACGUAGCCUACGUCUGUGAAAUUGUACAGCUCUAAUCACCACCGUAUAAAUUUUCUAUAUAAAAAAUUAAAAAUUUUAAAAGAAAUAUUGUGUUUCAUGUAAACAGAAUUGUAUGAGGUUGUCCAAUCUGUAUUGCAUUUGCGAAAUAACGGUCACUGGAACAACUAACGCAUUAAUUUAAUAAUUAUUGAACAUAAUUUGUUAUGAAAAUCAAAAUAUAGUUUGGAUCGCAUCUUUUUUCAAUAGUCUUCUGACGCGUGAUUUGUGAUUUAAAGAGAAUAGAAAUAGGUAAGAAUAUACUAUUUUUGCGUUCGUUAUUUUAUGGUACCAUAGUUUUGUAUUCUGAACAAAACCGAUGUGACAUACUUGUAAAUAAUAGCGUAAGACAGUUAUACUCUGUUCGUAUCGAACUGUUAAAUCACUUAAUGCAGCAUUACGCUUUCCUUAUUUAACAUAGAGUAUGAGGAGAUAUUUGCUACCUUAAUUUUAUUUCAAUCAAAAAAGAAACAUUGAUAUAAGAAUUUUAUAUUAUCUACAAUCAAGAACUUCUCUCAUAGAAUAUUAAUAUUUUUCAACUAAAAAUAUUUCUAAUUUAAAGAUUAAUUAUAAAGAUAAUCAUGUUUGGUUUAAUUAAUAAUAAACAGUUGAUAUUUUUUUUUUAACAAGAGCUUCUCAUCAAAUUUUACAUUCAUAGAAAAUGAUGAAACCACAUGAAAGUUGAAUUCUCCUCAACUUGUGAACAUGCGUUAUCUUGUAAUUUGAGACUGUCAUUGCAUGCUGAAACAUUUUUAUCGACAUAAAAUAAAUUAUUUUGUAGAUUAUUUUAUGUAUCCGAGUAAAACCAAUUUUGCAAUUUUCUUGUGCAUUUGUGUAAAUAGUAACGUGUAUUAAGAAAACGAAACGAUAUUGGCGAUGAUUCAGAUUUAUUAAGAAAGAAAUCAAUGUAAUUCAUAUUUUCUUAUGUUCGAAAACAGGAUUGAUUAUGUGGCAAUAGAAAUCUGUUCACUACAGAUUUUUAUUUGCGAAAUGACGUUUCAGACGCAGCGAGAGCUAAUUAUAACUUUUACGAACAUCCGACUGCGAAAGGAGCGACGCGCGAGGUGUACAACAAUUAUACGGAUACGGAGUGGCCGGGUAAAAAGGAUACGGGUUGUAAAUACCGAUUUGGAGAAUAUACAAUGGCAUAGCGGAAUAGAGUUUAAUAUCGUGCGUAUAUUAGAUAUGUAAAGCGAUCAUAACGUAUUUUAUCUAUCUUUAUUGUAGAUUGCUCUGCGUUUCUGAAAAUAUAUCUGCAGAAAAGUUUUUCAUGGUA
Monomorium pharaonis (pharaoh ant) is the source of this 9802-nucleotide messenger RNA. RefSeq names its product chromodomain-helicase-DNA-binding protein 1 (gene Chd1). Bases 1713 to 7136 code for a protein of 1807 amino acids. Gene Ontology annotation, biological process: nucleosome organization; regulation of transcription by RNA polymerase II. Gene Ontology annotation, molecular function: DNA binding; ATP binding; ATP hydrolysis activity. The transcript is spliced from 23 exons. Gene Ontology annotation, cellular component: nucleus; chromatin. The record is from RefSeq and is a predicted model, not a curated record. Lineage: Eukaryota; Metazoa; Arthropoda; Insecta; Hymenoptera; Formicidae.